Molecule: messenger RNA, 1147 nt
Organism: Lutzomyia longipalpis
Lineage: Eukaryota; Metazoa; Arthropoda; Insecta; Diptera; Psychodidae
Exons: 4
Coding region: 20-1030 (336 amino acids)
Source: RefSeq, a predicted model, not a curated record
AUGCGGACAAUUUCCUUCAAUGGAGCUCACCGGAAAAACCAAUAAAAAUAAACCGAAACUGAAGAUCAUCAAUUUUGUAUUUUAUGAUAUUGCGUCAACUUUGCUGAUUGCAUGUGGAGCCAUUGUGGCCAUUUCAAGCUGUGAUGCUGCCAAAUCCACAACCGAGAGGACCCUGCUGGUGGUACAGGAAGCACCAGAGAAGGCUCAAGUGGCUGAUGGGAGUACCCAGAGGGUAUUGACUAAGCGAGGAGGAGUAAACUUUGGGGGUGUGCUGGGUGGUUGGAAUACAGCAGAUUGGCAAAAUGCCUGGACACAGCCGUGGAAUGCACAAUCCUUUGGCAGUCAAACAUUUGGAGCCAGCAUUUCACAACCGUGGUUUGGAUCACACAAGUACGUGCCAUCGCCGGCGGAAGUGACGGCAGCGAUUGCGGCGGCCAAACAGGCGUCAGCAAACGUGCUCGUGGCCCAGCAGCAAGUUCUCGCUGCUAAAGAGAACGUGCUAUCGCAGCAGAAAUUGGCAGCUGAGCGGGAAACGCAAGCAUCAAUUGCACAGCAAAAGAGUGAGGCUGCAGCAGCUAUUCAGCGUUCAGAGGCAGCUGCCGCGGCACAAGCUGUAAUCUUGGCACAGCAACGCUUAGCCAGUGCAAAAGCCGCCGUAGCACAUCAUCAGAAAAUUGCUGCCGCUAAAGAGGCUCAAGCGGCAUCGGCUCUUCAGAGUUCGGCACACGCAGCAGCAGCAGAGAUACAGCGAACAGAGCAUGAGGCAUCGAAAUUGUCCACUUAUCAGCGGAAUGACGCCGCCGCCGCCCUUCAUCACGUCACAGCCACAAAGGACGCAGCAGUGGCUCCCCUGACAAUCGGAAAUAAUCGCCUACCUACGGUGACCUUCACCCCAUACCACUACCCCGCGGCAUCGUGGAGCCCUGGCUUCGUGACCUCGGCCACACCCUCACUCGCGGCCUAUUCAUCCGGUGGUCCCUGGUCGUCGGCCUUAUUGCCGCAUCGCACAGGGUUAGGGUUGUGGGGGUAGAAAAUUGAUGGAUCUGCAGUGCCGGCGUGAUGAAUGCGUCCACCCCAUACCAUUUCCUCUUGCAAAUUCACAUUGUACACAGCGAAGCAAUUCACUCUCUUGAGCCCAACAAUAAAU